Lasiosphaeria miniovina is the source of this 1188-nucleotide messenger RNA. RefSeq lists its product as uncharacterized. The coding region runs from base 125 to 982 and encodes 285 amino acids. NCBI's taxonomy places the organism in Eukaryota, Fungi, Ascomycota, Sordariomycetes, Sordariales, Lasiosphaeriaceae. The transcript has 3 exons. Gene Ontology annotation, molecular function: protein binding. The record is from RefSeq and is a predicted model, not a curated record.
AACUCUUUGCUUCAUAACUCGUUGUUGUCCUAUACAAUCCCACCAGGAAGGCCUAAUCGCCGGACCCUUCCCUCGUUCUAGCUACCUGAAGUUAUUCGUAUCCACACAUUGGCGCAAGAUCGCCAUGUCGUAUUUCAACAAUCUGACCGACGAUUUCUCCCGCUUCGGGUUCGCGCCCGAUCGCAAGGACGAGAGAACACGCGACGGAAACUAUCCGCCGCCUCAGCAAUACGGCGGCGGCGGCCCGAACCCGCAGGCCUACGAAGGGUACUCGGCGCCAGCGCCCGCUCCAAGCCAGCGGCCCCGCCCGCACUACCAACCACCCCCUGACAAGCCCCCCAUCCCGACCGGCUGGGUACCGGAGUGGGACGAGCGAUACCAGCACUGGUAUUACGUCGACCAGGCCACGGGCAACUCGCAAUGGGAAGCGCCUGGUUAUGACCACUCCCGGAGCAUCGGCAAUGACGUACACGGUGCCAGCCAAAACCCUGGCUAUAGCUCCAGCGGGGCGGCUCAUCCGAUUCCCGGAGCCGGGUACAGUUCCAUUUCGGGCGACCAUGGAAAGAACAAGACCAAGGGUCCCGGCGGCUUCCUCAAGGGCGCCGCAGGUGGCCUGGCUAUCGAUGCCGUCGGCAAAGCGUUCAAGUCGCAUGAACAGGGCGGCUCCGGAGGCUCUCAUGGCUCCCGUUCACACUCUUCCGGCUCUUCAGACUCGGAUUCGGACUCGGAUCAUGGUGGACACCGCCGCGGCGCGCCAGUCAUCGCACCCGUGCCGGCCGAGUACCAGACAGAGUAUUACCAAAGUCCGCCGCCGCGAGACGAAGAUAUCGAUAGCAGCGACCGGGAGUCACUGCAAGAGGCCCGGGAGGAGUAUCAGGAGGCAUUAGACGAUGCAGCCUCGUCAUCUAGCAGUGAUCGUGAAGAGGUUGAGGAAGCACGGGAAGAGUAUGAGGAAGAGUACGAAGAAGCAUACGACGAAUAAUCUACCUCUUUAGUCUUUUUUUCGGGGAUGCAUGUUGGCUGUUUGGGUGGAGAGAUAGAUGCCUUUGUCUUAGUUCGUUGGCUGGGGUUUCAGCAGUUGAUCAAUACCUAUAUGAACAAGAAAUUGGACUACCUAGGUUGCACAAGCGAAAGCCCACCUGGCCAACUAAUACUAGAGGGAUGAUGGCAUUCGAUUCCGUCGUGUUC